Molecule: messenger RNA, 889 nt
Organism: Ilyonectria robusta
Lineage: Eukaryota; Fungi; Ascomycota; Sordariomycetes; Hypocreales; Nectriaceae
Exons: 3
Coding region: 55-831 (258 amino acids)
Molecular function (GO): oxidoreductase activity
Source: RefSeq, a predicted model, not a curated record
GAAUCCUUAGUAGAUCUUAAGCUACAGUCCGAAAUCAAGAAGCAGCGACACAUUAUGUCCACGAAAACAGUUCCAUCCGAGACUCAAGACACCAUGAAUGUUCUCAUCACGGGGGCUAACAGAGGAAUUGGAAAGGCUCUUUUUAAGGCUUGGGCAUGUAGGCCCAACCACACUGUAAUUGCCGCAGUACGGGGCCCUGAUAGCGAGAGUUCUAAAGCGCUGCAUUCCUUUGCCCUUGGACGAGGCAGCAGAGCCAUACUGGUCAAGAUCGACAGCGCCUCCGAGGCAGAUUUCCCUACGGCUAUUGAAACCCUCAGAUCGCAGCACGGCAUUGAAAAGCUGGACCUAGUCAUUGCCAACGCAGGCAUCUCAAAUUACUUUGGAAAGGCGACCGUUACCCCGGUUCAGCAAAUGCUGGAUCAUUUCACAAUCAACGCCGUUGGCCCCCUGCUCCUUUUCCAGGCCGCGUCGCGUCUGCUGUCGGCAUCACCAACGCCAAAAUUUGUCGCCAUCUCGUCUGGCGCUGGGAGCAUUGGCGGAAUGGAUAAACUAAUGGUCGAGAACACGGCCUAUGGCUCAUCCAAAACAGCGUUGAACUUUAUCACCAGAAAGAUCCACUUCGAGAAUUCGUAUUUGAUUGCGUUUUCUAUCAAUCCUGGCUGGCUGCAGACAGAUCUUGGAAAUCAUGCAGCCCAGAGCUCGGGUUUGCCGCAGGCUCCCGUUGCCGUAGAAGAUGGUGUGAACGGCAUAGUUAACGUCAUUGACAAAGCGACGAGAGAGAAGACAUCGGGAAGGUUUUGGUCUUGGGAUGAGCAGGAACUUCCAUGGUAGCGGUAAAUGCGAGUAGAGACUGUUCAUUGAGACAUCAUAGGCGCAAGUAUGACAUGAU